Messenger RNA from Linum tenue, 688 nucleotides. NCBI's taxonomy places the organism in Eukaryota, Viridiplantae, Streptophyta, Magnoliopsida, Malpighiales, Linaceae. The record is from the annotation of a GenBank genome assembly.
AUUCUUUUCCCUGUCGUCAUUUUACUAUUCUUUUCUCUGGUUGUUAUAUGCGAUGAAUCCAUCUGCCACAUGAUUGCUUUUCGGCAGUCUCGCCAAACCAGGUCGCCAUUGUUGUAUAUAAAGCCUACUAUCCCCACCCAUAGACCUUCAUCUCCACCAUCGAUUUGAUUACCCACUCACCCAUCCUACCCUACGGCAAUGGAAAUGGAGGAUUGCAGUAGCAUUACCGAUGAAGUCGAUGCGCUGCAGGUGGAAGAAACCAGAGCUGGUGAAGAAGGCGAUCAACCAGAAGCAGCAUCCGAGGUCGCCGUAGUUACAAGACCAAGGUCCGAUGCUGAUACUGCUAACAACAAUGGCUACUUUGGGAGGCAUCGGAUGGCCGCCGCCCUCUCCGCUCUUCAGCUCCAAAUCCACUCCACCCAGGAGGAGCUGGAUCAGCUGGAAAGCGUCGGCGGAGCCUCUGCGGUCUGCACAGAAAUUGUGGCAAGUGUGGAAUCCAUCCCCGACCCCCUCCUCCCAUCGACCACAGGCCCUACGAGCGAGAGCUGGGAUCGCUGGUUUCGCGGAGCUCACCACCACAACUCGCGGCUCAGAUGGAUCUAACGACUCGCCUUCCCAUGCCACGACCCCUUCUCGCUGCAUUUUGUUGUCUUCUUAAUUUCGUCGCAGCUGCUGUAACCUGUCAACU